Molecule: messenger RNA, 2375 nt
Organism: Colossoma macropomum (tambaqui)
Lineage: Eukaryota; Metazoa; Chordata; Actinopteri; Characiformes; Serrasalmidae
Gene: ercc8
Product: excision repair cross-complementation group 8
Exons: 12
Coding region: 304-1506 (400 amino acids)
Biological process (GO): proteasome-mediated ubiquitin-dependent protein catabolic process; protein polyubiquitination; transcription-coupled nucleotide-excision repair
Cellular component (GO): Cul4A-RING E3 ubiquitin ligase complex; nucleotide-excision repair complex
Molecular function (GO): protein binding
Source: RefSeq, a predicted model, not a curated record
GCUUCUGCUCAAGCAGCAACGCUGACUGACGUUACAAAACAAUGAAUCAAACCUCAGAGCUGAAGUAGUUUUAGUGUUCCGUGAUAUUUAAGAUAUUAUGAUUUUAGGUAAUAUUUUUAACAGUAACGUUACAACACGAAAGUUUCACCGGCCCAGGAAACGGAGUGGGAUAUCUAGCUAGCAUUUUCAAGAGGCUGGCUAGCUAAUUAGCUAGGUUAGCUAACCAGUUCUCCAAACAGACAGACUACAGUAGUAGUGGUACUAUAAGUUAAAUAAAAUGGCUGUAUAUUCAACUUUGCAAACAUGCUGAGUUUUCUUACAGCCCGACAAACGGGUGUAGACGACCCAGUUCGCCUGAGACGAGCAGAGUCGACAAGAAGGGUGCUGAGUUUGGAGUUAAAUCACGACAGAGAUGUGGAACGUAUUCAUGGGAAUGGAAUCAACACUAUUGACAUUGAGGUCAUUGAAGGGAGAUAUAUGUUGUCAGGAGGCUCAGAUGGAGUAAUUGUGAUCUAUGACCUGGAAAACAACAGCAAGAAGCCACAUUACACAUGCAAAGCAGUUUGCACUGUGGGCAGGUCAAGUCGUUAUGUGCACAAGUUCAGUGUGGAGACAGUCCAGUGGUACCCUCAUGACACUGGCAUGUUUGUGUCCAGCUCAUUUGACAAAACCAUGAAAGUUUGGGACACAGAAACUUUGAAGCCAGCUGAAGCGUUCCAGUUUGAAGGGAAUGUCUACUGCCACCAUAUGUCACCUAUUGCCAGGAAACACAGUCUAAUAGCAGUUGGUACCAAAGACCCUAAAGUCCAGCUGUGUGAUCUGAAGUCUGGUUCCCGUAUUCACAUCCUUCAGGGUCACAGAGGGGAAGUUCUUUCUGUCAGGUGGUCUCCACGCUAUGAGCACAUCCUGGCCACUGCUAGUACUGACAGCAGGGUGCGUGUAUGGGAUGUGCGACGGGCCUCUGGAAGCCUCUUUACAUUAGACCAGCACAACGGGGACAAGUCUAAGGCCUCUUCUGAAUCAGUGAACACAGCCCAUGAUGGACGCGUCAAUGGCCUGUGCUUCACCGAUGACGGCCUUUAUCUCCUCACCACAGGCACAGACGACCGCAUGCGGCUGUGGAACAGCGCCACUGGCGAGAACACACUGGUUAACUAUGGGAAGGUGGUUAACGAGAGCCGUAAAGGUGUGAAGUUCACCGUGUCGAGAGGCUGCAGCCCAGAGUUUGUCUUUGUGCCAUGUGGCAGCUCUGUGGCCAUGUACGGCCUUCACACCGGUGAACUGGUCACUAUGCUGAGGGGACAUUACAAUAAUGUAGACUGCUGUGAGUUCCACACAGACUAUCAGGAGCUCUACAGUGGUGGAAAGGACUGUAACAUCUUGGCAUGGGUGCCUGUGCUACGUCAACCUGACAAUGAGGAUGAGGGGGCUGGCUCUGUAAAGGGUGGGGCCCAAAAUGCGGUUAAUCCUGCUUUCGAAGACGCCUGGAGCAGCGAUGAAGAUUAAAUGAGCUAAUCACAGUUUAAAUAUUGCAAUACUGAACAGUCACACUAUAGUGCAAUAUGCUGGAGCUUUCUUUCAGAGGGGAACAAGCCUCAGAGACUCUGUUAUACCACAACUGAAUGUACUGUAUUGUAUCAUGCCAAAAAUCUCUAACUAAUGUGUCUACUUUCAUUUACAAGCCUGUUUUUUGGUUUAUUUUUUUGUUUUCUUUUUGUUGUGCAUGUACCUAUUUGCAUUCCUCUACAUCAGUGACCCUGUAUAGUGAAACAGGAUUUAAUAGAUGCUACUUAAUAUACUUAGUGUGGGUCAGGUGUGUUAGAUUAGGGUUGGAACAGGGCGGUGUACAGUGGCCCCAAAAAUGAUUUAAACUUGUGUUCACUGAUGACGUCAUGAACUCAGAAGUGUACAAAGGCAUGUUGGAUGCGAACCAGCAGACGUCUGCAAACAGCACAACAUUCUGUAACUGCUGGUCGCCUUUUGAGAGAGAAUUACAGUGUUGGAAUGGUAGGUUUAAAAUAGAUAACAGUUGGUGUGACAUUUUGUUGCCUAACACAAUGUUACAGAGUUAUAGAGUAUGGCACAAAUGUCCAAAUAGUUUUAGGACUACUGUAUCUACGUGAGUAGGUUUGGGAAUUCUUGUGAACAGAUUGUGCCUGCAGUAUGUGUCAGUAAAUGCAGUCAGAAACUGGGUCUCAUUUUUCUCCUUCAUUUACAUGGUGUGGCCAGGUGCUAUGACCACACCUCUAGUAUGGGUUUUACCUUUGACCUAUAUUUGGACUGCAAGUUUUUCAAAGCAUAAUGCGAGUGAGAGAUUUGGGUGCUGAUAAUGAUUUUUUUUACUGCCAAUAAAUGAAUUUUUUUAUUGUGAUGAA